AUGGUCGUGUCACGAUUAUGCUUCUACUCUUCUUUCUUACUUUUGUUACGGUUCGUUGCCGCUCAAAACAACAGUAAUGAACAAGGGACAGGGUUCAAUCCAACCACGGCUAUAAUCAUGAUCGUACUCGUCAGCAUUUUUUUCUCACUUGGAUGUGUCUCCGUCUACAUGCGAAGGUGUCUCGAGCAAGCCCUAGGGAUCAACGACGGAAGAUCCGUCGACCCGGGAAACUGGCUUAACGUUAGGCAGACGCCGCGUGGACUCGACGCUUCUGUCAUAGAAACGUUUCCGACGUUUCGUUACUCCACCGUGAAGACGUUGAGAAUCGGCAAAGAAGCGUUGGAGUGUCCCGUUUGCCUCAAUGAGUUCGAGGACGAUGAAACGCUGCGUUUGCUUCCUCAAUGUUGCCACGUGUUUCAUCCUGGUUGCAUAGAUGCGUGGCUACGUGAGAACGCUACGUGUCCUCUCUGCCGCGCCAAUCUCGUUCCUGUACCGGGUGAGUCUGUUUCUGUCGAGAUCCCCGGUUUAGCUAGAGAAUCCGGUCAGAACUCUCCCCAAACCGAAGAUAACCGGAGAAUGGCUUUUGGUUCUCCAGACGAACGGUUACUCGACUCAGUGGCUUGGACAGGUAACCAAAGCAUGCCACGUAAGUCCAUGUCUACUGGGUGGAAAUUAGCUGGAUUGUUUAGCCGGUCAAGUUCUUACGGUCUGACAGGGGAGAAUCUAGAUCGGUUCACGCUAAGAUUACCGCAAGAGAUACACGACCAGCUCGUGAACCAAGGCCACGUUGUGCUACCACAAGUGAGGAGCUCGAUACGAGGGUACAGAACCGGAAGCCUAGGGAACGAAAGAAACUAUUUCUACUUUGAACGGUUUGAUCAAGACCAUCGCUUUGACCGCAGACCGUUUUCUAUAACUCCUCCGUUCCGGACCAGCUCGAUUAGGUCUCCCAAUGGUGUUAUCAACGGGGGAGAUAGUUAUCAAGAGCGUGCUGGCACACCCAAAAAUUUGCUUUUAGCAAUAAGGUCACCGUUUGAUCGGUUAUUCAUUGGAAAAAACAAUGUUGGUGAACGUUCUUACCUUAGAUCCGGUGAUGCGAGUCCUGUGUAG
Molecule: messenger RNA, 1110 nt
Organism: Eruca vesicaria subsp. sativa (arugula)
Lineage: Eukaryota; Viridiplantae; Streptophyta; Magnoliopsida; Brassicales; Brassicaceae
Source: the annotation of a GenBank genome assembly